Daldinia childiae is the source of this 1653-nucleotide messenger RNA. RefSeq lists its product as uncharacterized. Lineage: Eukaryota; Fungi; Ascomycota; Sordariomycetes; Xylariales; Hypoxylaceae. The coding region runs from base 1 to 1653 and encodes 550 amino acids. The transcript has a single exon. The record is from RefSeq and is a predicted model, not a curated record.
AUGGCCGAAGUGACUGGGGUCGCCAUGGGCGUAGUAAGCAUUGCUAUGGCCUUUAAAGGGGCGGUCGAUACUUAUCUUUUCAUCGGAUCAUUCUUUGACGAGAACAAUAGAGGAUGUAGUUAUGCCGCUCUUCGCUAUCACAUCGAAAAGACUCGGCUCCGGCUCUGGGGCGAUCAAUGCCAGGUUGAGAACCCAUCCAACUGUACACUUCGGGAUAGACCAGUGUACAUUCAGGAGGUAGUGGUUAAAAUACUAGCACAAGUCAAGAAUCUGAAUGCAGAUGUCCAAACACUGGCGGAUAAGCAAAACGUGCUCCCAUCUGAAGUUCUACCUAAUAAAGAUCUCGGGAAGAGCAUGGAUCCGAAUAGUGACGGUGUUGCUGAAAUGGGAAGUCGCAUGAAGUUAGCAAGACCAAGAUCUGUGCUUAGCUGGGUGAUAAAGGACAGGUCGGACUUCGAAGAAAAGGUUGAAAGGAUCCACAAGCUCAUUACUGAUCUAUUCGAAAUCACUCUUCAGCAGAGAGAGAUCCAGAACCUAAAUGAUGGUCUUCCAAGCCGCGCCAUAGCUCCGCUAAAUCGCGAAGACCUCUUAGAGGCCUUAGCUAGAGAUAGAACGAUGAUUCAUCAGCCAUUAGGUCUUGCGGCUUUAGCAAAACUGUCUCAGUCACGAAUAUCCGUCGGUACAGGCUCAGCGAGCUGCAUCACCAGUCAAGAGUUGACCAUAGUCAACACUUCAUCAAAUACCGGCAUCCUCAAGCGCUCAGACGGGAGUUAUCUCGUCGUACGGGUCGAAUGGAACAUCGUGAAAUCUGGGUCUCACACGCAGAGAUACAUCGAUCGCAUCAAAGCGCUGGGAUAUGUUCUAGAGCAAGUGAGUGAAUCAGCGCUCAGGUUACCGCCAUGUUAUGGCGUAUUUGACGACCUAUCAUAUGAGGCAAAUAUGGCAAACGAAGGAGAAAAGCGGCUGGGAUAUAUCUUUGGACUGCCUCGCACAGACUCCACCCUCAAUAACCUUGCGAGGCACUCGUACGAUGAAGACCUCAACAGCUACCCCCCGAUUACGCUGAGAGAGCUUAUUAAGAACCAAAAUAAAGGCUCAAUUCCAUUAUUGGAGGACCGCUUUCAGCUCGCGUACACUUUAGCAUGUGCGUUUAGUCGUUUUCACGUCGCAGGAUGGCUACACAAAGGUUUCCAUACGGGAAGCAUCGUCUUCUUUCAAAACAAGGGCGGGAAAGGUAUGGUGGAUGUGACCGAGCCGUUCAUCACUGGAUUCCAAUACUCCCGUCCGCAAGAGGAGAGCUCUCUUUCCCAAAGUCCGCUCCAGAACAAGACCCUAGAGCAUUACUAUCAUCCCGAUGCCGACAGAGGCUUCACCAAACGGCUAGAUCUCUAUAGCUUAGGCGUCGUAUUAUGCGAGAUCGGAUGCUGGAGCUUGGUCCCUAGCUCCAGUAAGAACAAGACCAGAGCGGAGUGGAGGAAGCGCAUGUUGGAUACGGUGCGUACGGAGCUUGGAUGGAGGAUGGGGAGUAAAUAUCAAGGCGUUGUUAGGACGCUGCUUGAAUGCGAACUCCCAUCUGAUGACCUUGGCUCGGAAUACUUUGCGAUGCAGUUUCUAGAAAAGGUUAUGAAGCCACUAUGCUACUGCAAUGCCUAG